Molecule: messenger RNA, 1497 nt
Organism: Aspergillus steynii IBT 23096
Lineage: Eukaryota; Fungi; Ascomycota; Eurotiomycetes; Eurotiales; Aspergillaceae
Product: MFS general substrate transporter
Exons: 2
Coding region: 1-1479 (492 amino acids)
Biological process (GO): transmembrane transport
Cellular component (GO): membrane
Molecular function (GO): transmembrane transporter activity
Source: RefSeq, a predicted model, not a curated record
AUGAAGACAAGCAGCGGAGAAGACCUUGCCAAAGACACUGUCGUAACAGCAAGCGAACUAAAUCCCGAAACCCCCAAACCGCAUACGAUUUUGUCUGAAAGGGCGAAAAUAUGCACGAUACUAGUUGGGGCUACGAUGGCCUUUUUAGCGCCUGUGUCGGCUGAUAUUUACUAUCCUGCUCUUGGCCAGUUGUCGCAUGAUCUCCAUGUUUCGACAAGCACGAUCAAUUUCACCAUUCACCUCUUAUCGAUCCAAGGCAUCAUCCCGCUCUUCACUGCCACCUUUUCCGAUCAAUAUGGUCGUCGACCAAUUGCCCUAGCGGGUCUGAUAAUCUACGUCGGCAUUAACAUCGGCCUAGCCCUACAAAAGAGCUUUCCAGCCCUACUCGUCCUCCGAUGCUUCCAGAGCUUCGGCGGCAGUGGAGUUUCCAUCGUCGCCAUGGGGCUGACCACCGAUGUCGUUACCAGAGCAGAGCGAGGGAAAUACCUGGUUUAUUCCAGCAUGGGAUUUACCUUAGGCCCGGCUCUGGGACCUCUCCUGGGGGGUCUCUUCACUCAGUUCCUCGGAUGGCGCAGUAUCUUCUGGUUUCUGGCCAUAUUCGCCAGUCUGACCAUCGCUCUACUCGUCGGUUUCCUCCCAGAGACAUGUCGCUGUCUAGUAGGUAACGGCAGCGUGCCCGCGCAGCCAUGGAACAGAUCCCUACUACAGAUCGCCAACCGGGAUUCCCAGCCCUUGCCAGACACCGACACCGUAGUCGGUUUGAAAUCGCGCCCAGGCCCAUUAAGCACGCUCAAGCUCGCACUAGAAAAAGAAGCCGGCAGCUUGAUUCUCUUCACCGCAGUCCUCGACUGCGGAUACUCCGCCAUCCUAAGCAGUCUACCAUCCCUACUCGAGACCCGAUACGGAUACAACUCGCUCCAAAUCGGCCUCUGCUACUUCCCCUACGGCCUCGGCGCGCUCUCCUGCCGCUGGACCGUAGGCAAACUAGCCGACUGGAACUUUCGAGGCCACGGGCGCCUCGCAGGUCAACAAAUCGCAGGGAACAUCCAGCCCCGGCUGCAGGAGAUCCCGGUCGAGAAGGCGCGGUUACAGAUUGCGCUGCCACUAGUGUAUGCCAGCUGCGCGAUGAUCGUCAUCUACAGCUGGGUGAUGAAUUACAAUGUUCACGUUGCCGGGCCACUAGUCAUGUUAUUCUUCAUCGCGCUGUCGGUGUCAGGGGCGAUCACGACGCUGAACGCGUUGAAUGUCGACUGUCAUGCCGACAGGGCGGCGUCGACCAUGGCGGCGAUCAAUGUCUUUCGGUCCACGUUCAGUGCGGGUGCCAUUGCGGCUGUCGUGCCGCUGAUUGAGAGGAUCGGGCUGGGCUGGACGGGGACUUUGGUAGCGGCGAUAUGGUUGGUGUGUAGUUUUCUUCUGUGGGUGGUUUAUGUGUAUGGGUUUUUGUGGAGGGUAGGGGAUGAUGAAGAGGUAAAGGCUUGAAUGUGGGGUGGCAUGCCU